AUGGCAUCACCAUGGGCGCGCAUACAGAGUUGGCCCGGCUGGCGGCCAAAAAGCGUGGUGGGCCUGACUAUCUGGAGACUGGGCGUCUUCGCGACAUGGCUGCCGGCGGUGGCUUGGAUCAAUAACUACGUUGUGGAAACGGCGGUGGUGUCGGGAAACUCCAUGUAUCCGUUUAUUAAUGAAAAUAAAGACUCGACUUUACGAAAUGAUGUGAUUCUCACAUGGAAAUGGUCGCCGCAAGAGAAUCUGCAAAGGGGCAUGGUGGUGACUCUGAGGAGUCCAAGCAACCCAGAAACCGUGGCCAUCAAGCGAAUAGUUGGCCUGGAAGGAGACACUGUUCACACGCGCCCGCCGUACAAGUUUCCCAAAGUCAAGGUACCUGAGGGGCAUAUUUGGGUAGAGGGAGAUGGCCGUCCUGGAACGACAAUAGACAGCAAUACCUAUGGACCGGUGUCUAAACGGCUGCUGGAGGGCAAAGUUACCCACAUCUUGUAUCCCUUUCACAAGUUUGGUGCCGUUAAGUGGUGGGAGCAUAUACCGCGACCGAUUGAACGCGGUCCACGGUAA
This is a messenger RNA of Beauveria bassiana ARSEF 2860, 567 nucleotides long. Its product is annotated as mitochondrial inner membrane protease subunit 2. NCBI's taxonomy places the organism in Eukaryota, Fungi, Ascomycota, Sordariomycetes, Hypocreales, Cordycipitaceae. Gene Ontology annotation, biological process: mitochondrial respiratory chain complex assembly. The record is from RefSeq and is a predicted model, not a curated record. The coding region runs from base 1 to 567 and encodes 188 amino acids. The transcript has 2 exons. Gene Ontology annotation, cellular component: membrane; mitochondrial inner membrane peptidase complex. Gene Ontology annotation, molecular function: serine-type endopeptidase activity.